Cercospora beticola is the source of this 645-nucleotide messenger RNA. Its product is annotated as glutathione S-transferase family protein. The record is from RefSeq and is a predicted model, not a curated record. NCBI's taxonomy places the organism in Eukaryota, Fungi, Ascomycota, Dothideomycetes, Mycosphaerellales, Mycosphaerellaceae.
AUGCCAGCCAUCAAGCUCUACUUCCUUCAAGCCUCACGCUGUAUCCGCACAGCAUGGCACCUUCACGAACUCGGCCUCGACUACGAAUUGAAAUUCGCCCCACGAGAAAAUAAUGCUGCUCCCGCAGAUUUCAAGCAAGAAGCAGGAGGAUUAGGCAAAUUCCCUACACUCGUGGAUGAAGGAAACGUGUUCUACGAGAGUGGGAAUAUUUGCGAAUACCUCUCCGACAAAUAUGACACCUCCCACCGCCUCCUCCCACCCGCAGGCUCUCCAGAACGCUACAAAGUCCUCCAAUGGGUCCACGCCGCCGAAGCGACCUUCAUGCUCCACAGUCUCGCCUGCUUAUACGCCCGCUGGAACCAACAAGACGGCGACGUCUCCAAGACCAUCGCAGGACUGAGCAAAAACGUCAUCAAAGAUUUGGAUUACUUGCAAGCGGAAUUGGAGAAGAGUGGAGGGAAAUUCUUGUGCGGGGACAAAUUGACUGUGGCGGAUAUCAUGAUGCAGUUCUCUGCGAGGUUUAUCUUGGAGAGGGAGUUGGGGACGCAAGGAGGGAAGUGGCCCGGGAUCGAGAAGUGGUUGGGGGAGUGUGAGGGUACGGAGGGGUAUAAGAAGGCGGUGGAGAAGACAGGGCAUCAGUUGUAG